AUCUGGAAUUACUUAAUUUAGUUGCGGUUUUAACUUUUAACAAUUAACCACGUUUGUUAGCAACAGGUUGACAGCGUCAAAAUGGGCGACGUAACUGGACUGAGCAAUGCUGAAGCCGAUGAGCUCUGCCGUAAACAAGAUGGAGCAACAAAAGACUUUGUAUUCCAGCAGACCAUGUACCGCAUUAAGGAUCCACGCAAAUCACUGCCUUUCUAUACCGGCGUCUUGGGCAUGACCUUGCUGGUCAAAUUGGAUUUUCCCGAAGCAAAGUUCUCCUUAUAUUUUAUGGGCUAUGAAAACGCUGCGGAUAUACCCAAAGAUCCCAAGGAGCGCCGCAGCUGGGCUAUGAGCCGCAAGGCCACCAUAGAGCUGACACACAAUUGGGGCUCUGAGAGCGACCCAGAUCAAAGCUAUCAUACAGGCAAUACAGAGCCACGUGGCUUUGGACAUAUAGGACUUAUGGUGCCAGAUGUCUAUGCAGCUUGCAAGCGCUUUGAGGAGCAUGGCGUGGACUUUGUCAAAAAACCAGAUGAUGGUCGUAUGAAGGGUUUGGCCUUCAUUAAAGAUCCCGAUGGCUAUUGGAUUGAAAUUUUCAAUGCUCACACAGUGCCUAAUUAAAAUGAAACUGGAGCCUCCAUGUUUGCCUUGUUGCCAGUGCUUAACUGUUAUACUAAUGUUUUUUUUACUGGAUUUUGUAAUCUGUUUAAGUAUUUAAAGUUGAAUUUAACGAAUGUUUAUAAAUCAUAUUGCCAUAUUA
This is a messenger RNA of Drosophila busckii, 757 nucleotides long. RefSeq names its product lactoylglutathione lyase (gene Glo1). Gene Ontology annotation, molecular function: lactoylglutathione lyase activity; metal ion binding. NCBI's taxonomy places the organism in Eukaryota, Metazoa, Arthropoda, Insecta, Diptera, Drosophilidae. The transcript is spliced from 5 exons. Bases 82 to 618 code for a protein of 178 amino acids. The record is from RefSeq and is a predicted model, not a curated record.